AUGCUUUCAGUUCAUUACAAAUUUAGGAUCGGUAUGAAAAUUAACUUCAUUCCAAAGCAUAUUACGAAGCAAGUUGUAAUUGUGAUUGUAUUCUUGGCUGUUGUUUCGAAUAAUUCGAAUCAAUAUGCGAGACAAGUGACCAGCGUCGGUUUUGUCAAUAAAAAUCAUUCCAAGGAAUAUAAAUUAGAGGAAUUUAAAAUAUAUGAUGCAUUUCAAUCAACUGAAGAAGCAACAACAAUAAUGUUGGCAAAACAUCAAUUCAAGUUCGAUAGCUUUGAAUGCGAGCUCCGAAGAAUAUUGGAUGAGUUGGAACGUGCUAUGUCUGAUUCUGAAUGA
Messenger RNA from Clunio marinus, 336 nucleotides. Lineage: Eukaryota; Metazoa; Arthropoda; Insecta; Diptera; Chironomidae. The record is from the annotation of a GenBank genome assembly.